Molecule: messenger RNA, 600 nt
Organism: Eubalaena glacialis (North Atlantic right whale)
Lineage: Eukaryota; Metazoa; Chordata; Mammalia; Artiodactyla; Balaenidae
Gene: HPGDS
Product: hematopoietic prostaglandin D synthase
Exons: 5
Coding region: 1-600 (199 amino acids)
Biological process (GO): glutathione metabolic process
Molecular function (GO): glutathione transferase activity
Source: RefSeq, a predicted model, not a curated record
AUGCCAAACUACAAACUCACUUAUUUUAAUAUGAGGGGGAGAGCAGAAAUUAUUCGUUACAUAUUUGCAUAUUUGGACAUAAAGUAUGAAGACCACAGAAUAGAACAAUCUGAUUGGCCUGAAAUCAAGUCAACUCUUCCAUUUGGCAAAAUUCCCAUUUUGGAAGUCGAUGGCUUGAACCUUCACCAGAGCCUAGCGAUAGCAAGAUAUCUGACCAAAAACACAGAUUUGGCUGGAAAAACAGAAUUGCAACAAUGUCAAGUUGAUGCAGUUGUGGACACAUUGGACGAUUUCAUGUCUCAUUUUCCUUGGGCAGAGAAAAAACAAGAUAUAAAAGAUCAGAUGUUUAAGGAGCUACUUACAUGUGAUGCAUCUCAUCUUCUGCAAGAUUUGGACACAUACUUAGGGGAAAACGAGUGGUUUAUUGGUAACUCUGUAACUUGGGCAGAUUUCUACUGGGAAAUUUGCAGUACCACACUUUUGGUCUUUAAACCUGAUUUGUUGGACAACCAUCCCAGGCUGGUGACAUUACGUAAGAAAGUCCAAAGCAUUCCUGCCAUCGCCAGCUGGAUAAUGCGAAGGCCCCAAACCAAACUCUAG